Molecule: messenger RNA, 944 nt
Organism: Cottoperca gobio
Lineage: Eukaryota; Metazoa; Chordata; Actinopteri; Perciformes; Bovichtidae
Gene: ndufaf3
Product: NADH:ubiquinone oxidoreductase complex assembly factor
Exons: 5
Coding region: 74-634 (186 amino acids)
Biological process (GO): mitochondrial respiratory chain complex I assembly
Cellular component (GO): mitochondrial inner membrane
Source: RefSeq, a predicted model, not a curated record
CGUUACACAACACCGGAAACAGGAGGCUGGUGUUGCACAUAAUUCUGUCCCCCUUCUGUGUCGCCGGUUGAACAUGGCCACUGCGGUGUGUGCCAGAUUCCUCCUUCAGAGAUCAACACACGGGUUUCUCUUCUCCUCCAGGGCAGGACCCGCUUUCUCAAGCCCGUUGCUGUCUCGCGCACAUAGAUUGGGUCCCAGCGAUGAUGAAAUUUACCAGCGUACCUCGGUGUCAAUCAUGCAGAAGGAGUCGGGCAGCGGGAUCAUCAUCUACAGCUACAGCUCCAGAGGAUUCAACAUUGACGGAAACAAAGUGUUUGGGCCCUGUGCUGUGCUGCCUCCUGCUAUCCUGCAGUGGAAUGUUGGCAGUUAUAAAGAUAUCACAGAAGAAAGUGUCUCACUUUUCCACAUGCUUGAACCAAGAAUAGAGAUCCUUGUGCUUGGCACAGGUGCACGUGUGGAACGAAUUAACCCAUCAGUCCUCGCUCUACUCAAGCGUAAAGGCAUCGCUGUGGAGGUGCAAGACACGCCAAAUGCAUGUGCAACCUUCAACUUCCUGAUCAGCGAGCGAAGAGCGGCAGCCGCUGCUCUGAUCCCUCCGCCCGUCAGCACGGCACUAACAACGAGUCAGGAAUAAAUGUUGCUGUUGUGUCAACAGAAACCAGGACUGAUUUGUGCAGAUGGAGGUUAGCGGUUAAUGGACGAUCCCAAGGCCUGUGGGAUGGUUAUUCUUCUUCUGCACAAAGCUUCCAAAGGAGCAAACUCGGUGACUCAAUUUGGUUACAACUGUUAUUCUUUUGGAGAUGAAGGUGUUAAAAGCAGCCGCCGUCACCCUCUGAACAGUGAGCUGGCUCGGAGAGACUUUAACAAAGUUUAAAAAAAAAGCUUGUAUUGAAAAAAUGUGUUAUGUGUAUUAAAUAUAUAUAUUUAAAUGUAACAAACAAUAA